Molecule: messenger RNA, 3364 nt
Organism: Geodia barretti
Lineage: Eukaryota; Metazoa; Porifera; Demospongiae; Tetractinellida; Geodiidae
Source: the annotation of a GenBank genome assembly
GUUGACUCGAGUGAUGUGACUGAUCUCAAUAUAAACUCAGGUUCUACGUGUACAAUGAAUGUUCCAGACAGUAGCAUGGCAAGUGUUUCAGUUCCCAUGACCCUCUUUGGGGAAAGUGAAGACAUCAGCAUCCUUCUGUCACUCUUCAACUCCCCGUCCCUCUUCCGAGACAUGUCUUCAAACAACUUGACUGUCAACACGACAGUAAUUGGAAUAUCCAUCAACAAUUUUACCCAGCUCUCAGAUAACAUCACCCUACAUUUCCAACUGCAGAGAAGUUCCAAUGAGAUUCAGUGUGUCUUCUUUGAUUUUACUAUGAGUCGGUGGUCACCAGAUGGCUGCAUUACAACAGUGAAUCAGACAGGAGUUGUCACCUGUUUUUGUGAUCACCUGACAAACUUUGCUGUGCAGACUAGUGUAGAAGACUUGGACUGUGGGGAGCAUACGAGGGAUGGGUUUAUUUGCGUGUGUAACGAAGGAUAUGAGCUUCAAUCUGAUGGAAAAACCUGUUCAGAUGUUGAUGAGUGUGAAACUCGCUGUCAGCAUGAUGAUGCAACCUGUACAAAUCUGGUGGGCAGUUUCAACUGCUCGUGUAAUGUUGGAUUCACAAAAGAUCUGACUGCUCCCGGAAAUGAAAUCAGUUGUGUUGAUAUUAAUGAGUGCGAAGAAGACACUCCAUUGGUGUGUGACAAUAUGGCAAACUGUACAAAUUCUCCUGGCUCAUUUGAAUGCACUUGCAUUCUUGGCUUUACUGGCUCUGGCUUGCCUGAUAAUUGCAUGGGUAUCCCACCGCAGCUGGACAUAUUAAACAUGGGAAUAACGAUGAUUCUCUCGUCGUGGAACCUGGCCGGUCUUGGCUUCUCCAGACAAAGUCUGGUAGUGGGUAUGCGUGGGAUAGCAAGCGGAACAUUCGACUACAUCUGUACUGCGACCAACAACAAUGAAGAUGCUUCCGCUUCUAUACAAGUUACUCUUGAAAUACAAGCUCUGGAAGAUCCUACUGUAUCGAGUUAUGUUCGAUUUUCAAUCAAUGGCAGUUUGGAGCCCAUGCCGUCUAAUGUGCUCAUCAACAGUGUGGCUUUGUCAUCAAUAGAUGUGGAAAAAGAAGGCUAUCAAGAAUUCAAUUGCAGCAGACUUGAAAGUGAGGCAAGAAGAAUUGAAUGUCUAUUCAAUAACUACAACAGCGGCCAAUCGCUGGACUCUGCUAAAUUGAAGGAAGUUCUAGUGAAUGAAGGUAUCAUUUCACCCAGCGAAAUCAUCAUUGAAGCAGACAACGGGUUCUGCGAUACCAAUUCCACAACUAACGAGGAGUUUGGAAAUUACACAUGGCCGGAAACCCAUGUCGGAGACACAAGUCAAGUACAAUGUGCCUUUGGACCACCUAACACGGAUGCCCAACGAGACUGUUUGUCUCGGGAGGGAAGACAGUGGAGUGACGUCAGAGACUAUAGUGAUUGCUACACCAUGAUCACAAUGAUGUAUCAAGUAUUCGAAGUGGAGAAUGUAGCGGAGGAAAAUGUUGUUGUAAUGUUGGAGCAAUUUGCAGCACUGGUGAAUAUGACAGAUGACACCAUUGACCAAUCUCGCAGAAACUUUGAAGUGAUUACAAAUGUACUCAACGCCACCAGUAGCAUUGUCAACAAUGCUGCCCUCAAUGAUACAGAUCUGAGACAGAUUGUUGAGUUGGUGUCAAAUAUAAUAGAUGAUCUACAAAUCUGGGAGGAAGACGAAAUUCAGAUGACAAAUAACAUAAAUGUGGUGGAAGUGUUAGAAAAUGUGGCAAAUUCUCUGGCCGUAAAUGAAGGGAUUGGAACCGAAGAAAACGUUACAGUUUUACUUUUUGAGGGCGAUACAUCUGCCCUACUUGUGGAAAGAAACAACAUAGAGCAGCUCCAAACAAGUGGAAGAGAGUUUGGUGCCACAAGAGAUGACAAAGGCAUUACCACAAUGUCGAGGGUGACUGGUGGUGUCCUGGCGUCAAUUCAGCUCCCAGAUAGCUUGUUUAGCAAUGACAGAGUCACUAACAAUUCUGUUGGUGGUGGGGUUGGAUUGGUGUUUUCUUUCUUCGAGACCCCUGUCCUCUUUCCUCUGGCCAAUGGGACUCGUGGCGACCUACAGAUUCGUACUUCAGUCAUUGGCGCACUGAUUGGUGGUAUACCUACCAUAUCAGACCUUCUGGACCCAAUUAUAAUCACCUUUCAGCUGGAAAUCGACACAGAGGAUGAAGUGAUUGAAAAUACAGCAUGUGUCAGCUGGGACUUUGAAGCUUCGGGUGGUGUAGGGAACUGGACAGAUAGAGGAUGCAACACAACCCUGGACAGGGUGUCCAGAACCGUUAAAUGCAACUGCAGUCAUCUAACAAACUUUGCUGCAUUAGUUGAUAUAUGCUCCAGAACUGAGGGCGACUGUGAACAAUCUGAAGCUUCUAAGACAGCUCUUGAGAUCAUUUCCUACGUCGGUGUUUCUCUCUCAAUCUUUGGCCUCAUAAUUACCAUAAUUACAAUGCUGGUUUUCAGUAAACUUCGAAAACGAGAUGCCUCAAAGUUCCACAUACAGCUGAGUCUAGCUCUACUGGGCAUGCUGGUGGUGUUUUUGGUGGGCAUCGAUAGGACUAAAGUGUUUGAGGGCUGUGUGACAGUCUCGGGUGCUCAUCCACUACUUCACUCUGGUGGCUGUCAUGUGGAUGGCGGGCAGAGCUCUGCUCAGUGUCCAGAAGCUGGUCAGUGUCUUUGUCCAGAUCACCACUCGCUACAUCGUCAUUGUCUCUCUGUGGCUGUGGUUGGCUCCUCUACUCCCUGUGCUGUGAUAAUCUCGUGUCUCAUUGACCCACGGUCAUGGUGUCUUACGCCAAGUAUCCAACCUUAUGCUCCAAACGGCAUGUUCGAGAAGUGCUGAUUUAUGUGUCAGUUGUGUGCCUUGGAAGACUGAUGCGUGGUGCCUGCUACCAUUCGGCCAUCCUAGUCUUCAACUCUAUUGUGUUUGCGAUAGUCAUCAGAGUGCUGUUAAAGCACUCCAGGAAAAAGUAUGGCAAGAGGGAUAAGAAGGUGGUCGAUACUGUCAGACAAUUGCUCAUCAGUAGCUUUGGGAUCAUGUUCCUGUUUGGUUUGUCGUGGGCUUUUGGUGUACUCACAAUAUCGGCCGCUUCAGAGGUGUUCCAGUAUCUCUUUGCGAUAUUCACCUCACUCCAAGGCUUCUUCAUAUUCCUCUUCUUCUGUGUGUUGGGAAAAGAAGCACGCGAGUCGUGGUUGCAGUUGCUAUGUCGUGGACGCAAACUGCCCUGGUUCACCUCUACAAUCAGUCAACAGAAGACACCUGCUUUCUCAACCAGUGGAAUCUCAAGUGGGGGCGGAACCGGAACAACUUC